Molecule: messenger RNA, 2981 nt
Organism: Exophiala mesophila
Lineage: Eukaryota; Fungi; Ascomycota; Eurotiomycetes; Chaetothyriales; Herpotrichiellaceae
Exons: 3
Coding region: 390-2501 (703 amino acids)
Biological process (GO): positive regulation of DNA-templated transcription
Cellular component (GO): SWI/SNF complex
Molecular function (GO): histone binding; DNA binding
Source: RefSeq, a predicted model, not a curated record
GCGCCGUAUCACGUGAUCGAAUAAGUGGCUUGGCAUAUGCAGGAGUCUUCGCGGCGCCAUCGCUUCAAGAACUCGCAGUCACUUUAUUUCCCCAAAGCCUCCACGCAUUUGCUAUUGAAUGCAGCGUGUCAAGAGUCCAAAGUCUCAUCCACCUACCUUCCAUAGACGGUAUUUGUCGACUCCACGCAAUCAACACUCGGUGGCAAGGCCGUUUUCCUCGACGCCCAGCAAGCCUCAGUAUCGUUGAGCCCUUGUAACUACGCCCGCCAUUCGCAAAUUCAAAACAAGUCGACUUUCCCACCCGCCGUGAGAAUUUGAAUCCAUCAUUGCGCUCGGCGCAAACAUCAAUACGUUGGUCGUCACACAGUCCUCCCCGUCCAUUCAUCACCAUGGCCGAUACCACAUCUCAAGAUGCCGACCUCAAGCAAGAAACACCCGAUGUAGGCGCGGAAGUGUCUACUAGUACUGGCGCCGCUUCUUCCAACACAGACCCCCAGCUCCCUCCUUCACAAGAUGACCCAGCAGAAUCAGACCCUACCGUAUCAGCAAAUCCUUUAGAUGCGCCCAAAUCCCCACCCGCACAGGACGAUCCAGACGCAGAGCAAGAAGAUGCUGAAAUGGGCGGCGUCGAUGACGAUGCCAAAAUUGAAGACCCCGAUGCUGAAAAGGACGCUGUCGCCGAAUCGCAAGAUCCAGCCCUUGGAGAUUCUGGCGCAGAAGUCAAUACGGCCCAGUCCAAAUCUGCUCUGGAAGCUGCUGCAAACUCUCAUUUAAUUGCCCAGACACACCAGAUCAUUCUUCCCAGCUACAGCACGUGGUUCGAUAUGCACACCAUUCACGCCUUGGAGAAGAAGUCUCUUCCUGAAUUCUUCAACACCCGCAACCGAAGCAAGACCCCUGCGGUCUACAAGGACUAUCGGGAUUUCAUGAUCAACACCUACCGCCUAAACCCAGUUGAGUAUCUUACCGUCACAGCCUGUAGGAGGAAUCUGGCAGGUGAUGUCUGCGCCAUUAUGCGAGUGCAUGCUUUCUUAGAGCAGUGGGGCUUAAUCAAUUAUCAGGUCGACCCUCAAACACGCCCUGCCAACAUCGGUCCUCCUUUUACAGGUCACUUUCGAGUGAUUGCCGAUACUCCUCGCGGCUUGCAACCUUUCCAACCAGGCCCAAACACCUUCACCACUACUGGUAAACCACAUCCGUCCACGGACCGUGCCAAAUCUGCCACGCCGUCAUCCAAGACAGACUUGAAUCUUGAACUUCGGCGCAAUAUCUACGACGACAAAGGCAAGGAGAUCAAGCCGAGUGAAGACCCAGAAAAGCAGACCAACGGGGAAGGUGCCACUGCCAAUGGCUCUUCUGCCGAUGCCACCACAAAGGCCAUGGACGAGGCCGCCAGAGAACCCUUGAAGACCUUCAAUUGCUUCUCAUGUGGCAUUGACUGUACUAGAUCUCGUUUUCACUACGCCAAGUCCGACCCCGCCUCUACCACGGCAAGCGAAGCCAAGUACGACCUGUGCCCCAAUUGUUAUUUCCAGUCUAGAAUGCCUAGUAACCAUCGGUCAUCCGACUUUGUCAAGAUGGAAGAACCUGAAUACAACUCAAUACCCGACAAGGACGCUCCUUGGACAGACGGCGAAACCCUGUUGCUUCUCGAAGCUCUUGAACUUUUUGAUUCCGACUGGAAUGAGAUCUCAAAGCACGUCGGCACAAGAACGAGGGAAGAAUGUGUGUUGAAGUUCCUAAAACUUGAGAUUCAAGACAGAUAUCUCGAAGACGGCCCCAAUCCUGGCGCCGCCCUAAAAGCCUUGUCUGGACGAAGCCCAAUAUCUCAACUCGAGAACCCUGUCAUGUCAGUCAUCACAUUCCUUUCCCAGCUCGCGGACCCUGGCGUUAUUGCGGCUGCCUCGGGUCGGUCGAUUGCCGCCAUGCAAAAAGAACUUCGCGCACAAUUAGAGCAAGGCGAUGCCACCGAGACGGCCAAACCCAAGGAACCACUCAAGGCUGAGGAUGCCAUGGACGUGGACGAGACACAAGCCAGCGAAGAAAGCGCUGCCGGUUCAUCCGCCGUGGUCAAUGAUAUUGCCACCACCGCUAUUGCCACUGUUGCUGCCCGUUCCUCUGGCCUGGCAUCCCAUGAAGAACGUGAAUUGACUCGCCUCGUUGGCGCGGCCGUCAACUUGACUCUUCAGAAAUUCGAGCUCAAACUCGCUCAAUUUGCUGAAAUGGAAGAAAUAGUCCAAGCCGAGCGUCGAGAUCUUGAGAAGGGACGGCAGCAGCUCUUCCUCGACCGUCUUGCCUUCAAGAAGAGAAUGAAGGAUAUGGAGAAUACGUUCAAGCAAGCAAGCCUGAAGGGCCCAGAGGAAGGAAUGCGCAUGAUGCAGGAAGCAGUCCAUGCCCAGCAGGGAUCUAGAGUGGGUUUUGCAAAUGUCAAUGGGGGAGCAGCCGGCGGCGUUGGUCCCGUGGGAUCUGAUGGUGGCGAGUCCAAGGGAAUUGAUCUUUAGUAGACCUUCAACUCUACAUGUCUAAAGGGCGGCGACACUGUUUUAUGCGAGGCGUUGGGACGCGCUAGGGAGGGUCGACAUGUUGAAACUCGAUGAAAUCUCUUGUGCCGAUAUACAGAGGAGGUCAAGGAAAUCAGUUCGAUGGGCAGGCAGCGGCACGGGAAGACGAGCAGCCAUGAACGCUUCGGUGGUCAUCAUGACGGGCCAUCGAGCCUGCUUCGUCGAGAAUACCCGCCGAAAUGACUGAACGUGGUACUGAAUGUUGGACAUCAGGGCAGGAAAUUACAUGCGUGUGUAUGUGUAGCAACACGGGAUACAAAAUCAUUGGAUGUGACAUUAUCACAACAGUCUCACAUAAGCGUCAACUUGGGCGUGAGAGAGCCAGUGAUGUCGGCAUAGAGGAGGUCAAUUGUCGAGCCCAGGUCUGGAGCUAAUGAGAUAGGCUUAAUUUAUUUGGUAGAUCUGAUUAGCCAUCUGCGG